Molecule: messenger RNA, 234 nt
Organism: Eremothecium gossypii ATCC 10895
Lineage: Eukaryota; Fungi; Ascomycota; Saccharomycetes; Saccharomycetales; Saccharomycetaceae
Gene: SUE1
Product: Sue1p
Exons: 1
Coding region: 1-234 (77 amino acids)
Cellular component (GO): mitochondrion
Source: RefSeq, marked provisional
AUGAGCAGGCAGCAGUUCUUCCGCAUGCUCCCCCGCGUUCCUUCCACACAGCACCUCCCCGCGGACAAAGUGCGGCUCGACAUACUCUUUAGUAGACACAGGCCACUGACCUAUCCAGUCUCCCAGAACCCUCUGAUCCGCCGCCGGCCGGCCCUACUGUCAUUUCUCGCUGAUCCCGCAGAGAGCACGAAGCGCGACGACGGCAGCCGCGGCAACACGAGCGCUAGGGGAUAG